Molecule: messenger RNA, 6888 nt
Organism: Anopheles gambiae (African malaria mosquito)
Lineage: Eukaryota; Metazoa; Arthropoda; Insecta; Diptera; Culicidae
Gene: VGlut
Product: vesicular glutamate transporter 1
Exons: 9
Coding region: 1136-2929 (597 amino acids)
Biological process (GO): synaptic transmission, glutamatergic; regulation of synapse structure or activity; transmembrane transport
Cellular component (GO): synaptic vesicle membrane; excitatory synapse
Molecular function (GO): neurotransmitter transmembrane transporter activity; L-glutamate transmembrane transporter activity
Source: RefSeq, a predicted model, not a curated record
GACUGUAUCGCUAUUUGCGGGAAGAUGCCAGACAAGGACGAUCUGGAGCGCGAGCACCGUAGCCAGACGAUUGCUGACCGUCGUCGGGCUAGUAGUGCGGUGUACCAUUUUCGUAGCAGCUGCCGUGUGCGUUCUGCGGAGUCCGUUGCUGGCAGUUCAGUUGGAUGCAAGCAGACCAUCGGUGGCGCUACUAAGCGGACCAUCCUUUCCAUCCGGGGUGGGUCGCCAUUGCCUGGGCGCAGUCUGUGGUGAGCUCCCGGGGUCCUUCCCGGACCCGGUGGACCUUCGGGUAGGGUCGAAGUGGCGGUGGUGGCGGUAGUGGUGGGUACGGUGCGUCCAUCAGGGGUAAUGUAGUGUUUGCGUGCGUGUGCGAGUGUGUCGUCGGUGUACGGUGGGCCAUUGACCGGGCUGGUGUUUCCGGGGUGCAGUGUUAGGGCACCGUUCUCGAGUACAACCCACAAACCAAUGAUGCUGUGUGCCGAGGGUGAUGCAAGCCAAACGGAUGGAUAUCAAUGCAGUUGUAGCAUUUCGACAGUGCAUUCGUCCCAGUGCUAGGUCAGUGUGCGUUCCGUGUGUAGGUGUGUGAGGUGUGGUGUGGGCUUUUGGCUAGGAAAACAACCACGCUGCAGAAUAUCACGAGGUGUCAAGUUAUUCUGUAAGGUACUACGAUCAUCCUCGAAAAAGUUCUCGAAAAGAGCUGCCUAGAAUAUCCGGCUCCGGAUAGAUUGGGAAUCGGACGCUGACGUCAUUAUAAGUCAAGACCUCUGUAGAGCCAUCAAAGAGGUUCUCAUUGUUACACAUACAUAAGUCAUAAGUUCAUAUAAUAUGUGGCUGGCAGAGUAUGAUGUAAAUUCAAUUCAAAAUAUAAACAUACAUAAGAUCCUGAGCAUACCUUCAAACUGCCGGAUUUCCACCAAGAUCAUGAUUCGGGGCAGCACUGCAGACUAAAACCACUACACGACCGUGCAGCUCGUUAUCGGCUUCUUUGUUAUCAGACCGUCAGCACAUUAGCAGCUUGCCAAAGCCUGCAUUACAGCGGGAAAACCACGGCAUAGGCCGAUAAUCAGCACCUGAGAGCACACAGAGCCCUCCAGGAGUUUCCCAGAGCAACCAGACACGGCCACACAAACGCACGAUGCCAGGCUUCGCAGAUAUCAAGGACCGGGCGUCCAACGUUUUCGGUGGUGGGUUCGAGAAGUUCGAAAUGCCCAAACAUGGCUACGACCAGAUGGAUGGGGCCGCGGUCGGUGGCGCCUACCAGGCCGAUACUGGCGGCAACGACUCACCGAUGUCGUUCGAGGAGAUUGAGCGACCACCGUUGCGCCACGUCGACAAGUACGUUAGGGCGGAGUGUCCCUGCAUCAAGACGACCCGCUACACGAUCUCGCUGAUGACCUGUCUGGGCUUUAUCAUAUCGUUCGGCAUGCGCUGCAACAUGGGUAUGGCCAAGCUGCAGUUCGAGAACGGGUCGGUGAAAUACAACUGGACCGUCGCGAUGGAAAGUGCAGUCGAUUCGUCAUUCUUCUGGGGCUACCUAGUAACGCAAGUGCCGGGCGGUUUCCUCGCUUCAAUGUUUCCAGCAAACCGCAUCUUCGGUACGGCCAUCGCUAUCUCGGCCUUCCUGAACCUGCUCGUCCCGGGCGCCAUGAUGCUACAUCCAACGGUCGUAAUUCUGGUUCGAGUGCUCCAGGGCCUGGUGGAGGGUGUAACGUAUCCCGCCUGCCACGGUAUCUGGCGCUUCUGGGCCCCUCCGCUCGAGCGCUCCCGGCUAGCGACGAUGGCAUUCAGCGGCUCGUACGCCGGCGUCGUGAUAGGCAUGCCCAUGUCCGGCAUUCUGACCGGCUCGAUCAGCUGGCACGCACCGUUCUACUUUUACGGCGUGAUGGGCCUGAUCUGGUACUGCUUCUGGCUGUGGCUGUCGUUCGAGAAGCCGCGCCAACAUCCAACCAUCUCCGUGAAGGAGCUAAAGUACAUCGAAAAGUCGCUCGGCGAGUCGGUGCAGCUGCCGAUGCCGACCAUCGCGACGACCCCGUGGCGUCACUUCCUCACCUCGAUGCCCGUGUACGCGAUCAUCGUGGCAAACUUUUGCCGAUCGUGGAACUUCUACCUGUUGGUGCUGUACCAGAGUGCCUAUCUGAAGCACUCGUUCGACUUCCGGAUUGAAGAGACUGGUAUACUUGGAGCACUGCCACAUCUGCUGAUGACGAUCAUCGUACCCUUCGGAGGCAUGCUGGCGGAUCACAUCCGAAAGUCGGGACUGCUGUCGACUACCAACGUGCGCAAGCUGUUCAACUGCGGUGGAUUCGGGUUGGAGGGUCUCUUUUUCCUGGUCGUAGCACAUGCCACUAGUUCUAUGGGUGCAGUGACGGCGCUAACGCUCGGUGUUGCCUUCAGCGGGUUCGCCAUAUCCGGUUACAACGUCAAUCAUCUGGACAUUGCGCCACGCUACGCCAGUAUUCUGAUGGGCAUGUCCAACGGCAUAGGCACGAUAGCGGGCCUGAUCUGUCCAAUCGCGAUAGACCACCUGACACGGGGGCAGCCCAAAUCAUGUUGGUCUACAGUGUUCACGAUAGCGGCGACGGUCCACUUGGUGGGCAUCACGUUUUACGGCAUUUUCGCAUCGGGCGAACUGCAACCGUGGGCUGAACCGACCGUCGAAGAGCAACGAGCCUGGGAUCCGGUUGGUUCGGGGUACGAGAAGGAAACCACCUUCAACGAGGCCGGGGACGGUGGAGCAGCUUCCCCGUCGGGGGGAAUGAUGGACCCGUCGGCACAGAUCAACGCCACCAAGACGGUGUCGUACGGUGCGGUCCAGCAGCACGUCGCCAACAAUCCGUUCGCCUAUCCGACUGCGAUCAGUGAGGAAACGGUACAGCCGGAAGCGAGGGACACCUACUUACACGGCAACCCGACCGAGCGUACGUAUUGACCUGUGCGCGCUAAGAAAACCGUAACAUUUAGUAUGAACUAGAGAGGGCAUGCAGCGAAACUAUGUUUAAAAGCUGUGUUGUUUUUGUUUGUUCCGUGCAUUUGUUUGGCAGAAAAGUGCAAUAGUAAUCGUAUAUUGUAACAAUGUUCAGCUCGAUGGAAGAGGGUGGACAGGCGACACGCGAGCCAUGAGCAAACUGAAAUACAAACAAGUAAAAUUAACCCUGCUUAAGCAAUUACAACACUAGAUAGUAAUUAACAAAUACCAAAACAAAAACAUACACAAACAAGUAGCAAAGAGGCACAUUGUAUUUACAACGUCGAAGGGUGUACAUACACUAACAGAAGAAAAAAAAAACACUGACAUAAGUAUUUAAAAGAUAUAUGCGUACAUGCCAUAAUAAUAUAAUAUACAUAUACUGUAAUUAAUAACUACUGCCGCAAAGGACUAACUAACGAUGCAACCAGAGGAUUACAACUGUUAAGACAACGCACUGAGUAAGAGAAGCAGGAGAGUGGAAGAGUGGAAGAGUUUAAGUCAUCACUUAUUGGGAUGGUCUGUAUCUGUAAAUCUGAGAUGAAAUGAUUAAACAAGCCUAAUCGCUAAUCUACCCAGCACAGUACGUUGGCCUCUACCCAAUUGGGCGCACAGUACAUUGGGUGGAAGAGUAUGUUAACCACUUUUAAAAUCAACAAAAAACUGUCAAUUGCUAACGAGUGUCUCGAACACCCAGUUCAGUGGACGUACAGUACCCGACGAACCAAAUUCUCAAGCAAAAUGGAAGGAUAGUUCAAAGGUGAACGUACUCCGCUAAUGAGUUUUCCAGCAUUCCUCAACUAAUUGCACAUGUUUGGCGCUCUGUGCGUGUGCGCGGAUGAGCGUUGUAAUUACAUAAUUUCCUGAUUUUAGUUCCAGCUAGGUAAGGAGGAGCGGAGUUAAAUUUGAGGUGUCAACUCACUCUCAAAGGCUGUGGCGACAAUAAUAAAACGGAAGGGCGGGCUGAAUAAAAAAAAAAAAACAAAACCGGCUUCGACACCCAACCGAAACGUAGGUUAAGAGAUGAUGCUUAGCUGAGCGCUAAGUACAGUGAGUUUAGUUUACGUUAAUUGUAUAUUUUUAGCCAGUGUAUGUAUGUGUGCAAUGGAAAGGGGAAGCUGCAAUAAGCGCAUAAGCUUGGCUUAUGUAAGAAUUGUACAUUGGGUUUUGAUUUUUAAGCGUAUAAGCUUCAAUACGUUCGAUGCUGAGGCCUGGGGCGGUAGAUGGCACACUGCACCGUACUGCGAAUGUGACAAAGAAACAAUAAUAAACAACGCUAGCUGGUAAGGUUCGUUCAUAAGGACAUAAAACAGGAGGAGGGGCAGAAAAGAAACAAACAAAUCUAGUACUAUAAAUCGUUCAGUGAUAUAGUGUAUUAAACAGCUCAUCAACAAAAGUUUAAAUCGUUGCAAAUACGAAGUGAAACCAAAACUAGUAGACGACGAGGGCACGGUGAGAGCUUCGGUCAAAGCAGAAGCACACACACCGAUCGCGGGCAAACGAACGACAGUGCACUUAACUAAUCUGGCAAAAUCAAAGUUUGAGACAGUGGGGAAUUGGAAUUCGAAAAAAACACAACACAACUUGUCUCACAUUGCGAUCAUUUGCCACGAUCGCGGUGCAGACUGCGUGGCUUAUACUCUACGACGUCGUGCUUAUACGUUUAACCAAUCGCACACCGUUUAACUAGGUAUGCACAUACCUACCAAUGCAGGCGAGGUGGUCAAGGUGGUCAAGAAUCAUCCAUACAAACGGGUAUUAUAAUGCUAACUGGGAAUGGUAAAUAAGUGUUAGCGGUAACACACAGGUAUGAUUUCGAUCGACACACUCAAACACACAUAGGAAAAAGAAGAAGAAGAAACAAAACAAUACCAAAAAGAAACAAAAACACUUUGCACAAAAUGUCUCUUACGGAAACGUGACCCCUAUACGCGAUCAAUUGAAAUUUUAGUGACAGUAGGUAGACCUUAGUUCCUCUUUCCUCGUUCUGUAGAACCCCCCCGCACAGGGGCUCUCGAUCUAUUAACCCUCCUGACACGAUCGAGCUGUAAUCUAUCUCAAAUUCCACCUUCCACCACUACUAUCAUACUAUCAUGGUUUGUUCUUCCAGUGUUAAGAGAGGCAAAGCAAUUAUUGCCACUGUACAUGACCUCAGUUGUUCCUCCCCCUGGGGGCGUGCUAUUUGAUCAUCUAAACGUUGUAAAAUAUGGAGAAAAGAAAAUCAAUCAGUCCCAAAAACAAACAAAAACGAACACGAUCAUGUAGAAACCCUACACGGCGACCAUAACGCAGAGAGGGCUAAACACUUGGCUCCCUUGGUGGAACGGUUGAACGCCACACUUGAACACAAUGUACACAAAAACACGCAAAACAAGUACGCAUAGUUUAUCAGGAUGACAAUCAACAGUUGUUUCAUCCUCCCUUUCUGGUAGUGUAUCCUUCCCUUUGGAGCGUAGCGCGAGUCGGCAGUAGCGUGGAAGAGGACGUCGGGGAGUGCCGGUGCAGAAGACUCGCAGGAGCGCGUUAGUAGGCGCGUCCGUUAAGCUAAGAUUAAAGAGAGAUAUUGAAGUGAGGUGUGUAAAGAGAUAUGCAAAACCAAACUAUUCACUAACACUGUUGAGACUCUAUACAUAUAUAUCUAUUAUGAAUGUACGGUUCCGUUCCGAUCCGUUCUGUUGAUCCGCGUUUCUUUACUGUUUACCAAUCACGGAUGUCGUUCUAGCUGUUGUUGUUAAUUCAAAUAUAUAUAAAUGAAUGUAUCGGGGCCCCCAGGCACUACAAGCCAGCGGGGAUCCAACGUAUUAAAAAAACACGACAGGCAGAUGGAACACGGUUCCGGUCGCAAAAGGGCUGUAACAGCCGCACGGCCAACCCAUUCCUGUACUGCCGGUCGAAAAAUCCAACUGGUAAUCGACACAUUACCGCACAACAAUACAAGAAUAUUACGCAAAACAUCAUCGCAAAACCCAAACCCGAGCUGCCCGCGUGGCGUGGCUCGGUUAGUUGUAAUUUCGUUGUUUCCGGAGUAGCAGCAUAGCAGCCUGUAGUGUAGCAGUAGCGUAUUAAUAUUAUACUAAUGGUCGGCCGGUAUCCUUUGCUAAACAGCGAGGAACGGGCCAGCCUAGCUGUAAACGUUGAAUAGUAAAUAUCUUGCGAGGCUUGCUAGAAAAGCCAAAAACACAUUGUACAUUGCAUAUAUACACAAAACGUAUUGCACACUAUACUUAUAUACCGUAUACACUGGGCGAAGGGGAUAGGCAUAUUAGGAGGCAAGAGCAAAGAGUAACCAAAAGCAGGGGCAACCUGUAUUCGUGUCCCUCCUCUUCACUACCCAUUUCUGUAGGCGAAUGAAGUGGCAUGAAAAGAGGUAAACGAAUAUCCAAACACUGAAAAGAGAUCUGCUCGAUCUAGUAAAGUAAGUAAAAAGUCGUCUCGCUGUUAUAAUCGCAUCAUAAUCAAUCAUCGUAACUAAACGCGCUGUAAUGGAGCGAAUUGCAGGCAGUGUGUGUGUGUUUGCGUGUUUGUGUGGGAAUUGAAGGAUAAACUAGGGCGGGAAAACGGAAGACUAGCUUGGUGGAGAGGACAGACACACGUGAACGAUAUAUUAUUAUGGCAUUAAAUAGUUAAGUAUUCCUUAUUGGCAAUAGCGUUUAGCGAAGUGUAUGAAACUUACCACCUUCUAUCGAGUGAAAAACGAAACAACAAACGGUAACGAAGCGCAUGGCCGUGGUGUGAUCGUGGUGUGUGCGUGGUAGUGGACGUCAGUUGGGAAGUGUGAUCCUCGAAUCAUGAGUGUCUCACAAACCUCUGCAUGUUACACUCACUCAUUCACUCACACAGUCACUCACUGAUCUAUUCGACAUCCAACAUCCAAAUAAAAUGGUGCGCAUAUAUUUAAACUGUUGAACUGAAUCAACCCCUAA